CCAUUGGUGGGAUGAGCAAUCCGAGUUCCCGGAUGAGGGAACAUUCUGCAGUAUAAAGGGAGCAGGGAAGGCGGGAGACAGCGCAGUUUGAAUCGCGGUGCGACGAAGGAGUAGGUGGUGGGAUCUCACCGUGGGUCCGAUUAGCCUUUUCUCUGCCUUGCUUGCUUGAGCUUCAGCAGAAUUCGAAAUGGCUGGCGGUAAGGCUGGAAAGGACUCCGGAAAGGCCAAGACAAAGGCGGUUUCCCGCUCGCAGAGAGCCGGCUUGCAGGUCAGUAGUUGUUCGUGCGGUCUGGGAGUCGUGAUGUUUUUCUUUGCAUCUCCUUUUUUGUUAUUCGUGGCUCUCGAUGGGCGUUUCGUCUAUGCGUGGGUGAUGCGGUGUCGCGACUUGGGCUGCCCAUACGAUAAAUAUAGGGGGGAGGAAUCACGUGUUUCGAUGUCGGGACGCGUUGAUGCGCCCGUGCCCCCUUGCUUUGGCGCGCAUGUAAUUUCCCCAUCUCUAGUUCUCCUAUUUUUGUGCAUUUAUGUUUGUGUGUGCUUAAAAUUUAAGUUCCCAGUGGGCCGUAUUCAUCGACACCUGAAAUCUAGGACGACCAGUCAUGGACGUGUGGGCGCGACUGCCGCUGUGUACAGCGCAGCCAUCCUGGAGUACCUCACCGCAGAGGUACUUGAACUGGCAGGAAAUGCAUCAAAAGACUUAAAGGUAAAGCGUAUUACCCCUCGUCACUUGCAACUUGCUAUUCGUGGAGAUGAAGAAUUGGAUUCGCUCAUCAAGGCUACAAUUGCUGGUGGUGGUGUCAUUCCACACAUCCACAAAUCUCUGAUUGGGAAGAAAGGACAACAGAAGACUGUCUAAAGGAUGCCUGGAUUCCUUGUUAUCUCAGGACUCUAAAUACUCUAACAGCUGUCCAGUGUUGGUGAUUCCAGUGGACUGUAUCUCUGUGAAAAACACAAUUUUGCCUUUUUGUAAUUCUAUUUGAGCAAGUUGGAAGUUUAAUUAGCUUUCCAACCAACCAAAUUUCUGCAUUCGAGUCUUAACCAUAUUUAAGUGUUACUGUGGCUUCAAAGAAGCUAUUGAUUCUGAAGUAGUGGGUUUUGAUUGAGUUGACUGUUUUUAAAAAACUGUUUGGAUUUUAAUUGUGAUGCAGAAGUUAUAGUAACAAACAUUUGGUUUUGUACAGACAUUAUUUCCACUCUGGUGGAUAAGCUCAAUAAAGGUCAUAUCCCAAACUA
This is a messenger RNA of Rhinopithecus roxellana (golden snub-nosed monkey), 1230 nucleotides long. RefSeq names its product histone H2A.Z. Bases 188 to 853 code for a protein of 221 amino acids. Gene Ontology annotation, molecular function: protein heterodimerization activity; structural constituent of chromatin; DNA binding. Gene Ontology annotation, cellular component: nucleosome. The transcript has 4 exons. NCBI's taxonomy places the organism in Eukaryota, Metazoa, Chordata, Mammalia, Primates, Cercopithecidae. The record is from RefSeq and is a predicted model, not a curated record.